Rotaria socialis is the source of this 1653-nucleotide messenger RNA. NCBI's taxonomy places the organism in Eukaryota, Metazoa, Rotifera, Eurotatoria, Philodinida, Philodinidae. The record is from the annotation of a GenBank genome assembly.
AUGCAAAAAGUUAUUGAAUGUGUACCCAAUUUUUCGGAAGGUCAACGAAAAGAAGUUAUUGACACAAUAGCACAUGCUAUUGCUGGCGUUGAAGGUGUUGCUCUACUGGAUAUCGAUCCAGGUUUAUCAACAAAUCGAACGAUUUACACAUUUGUUGGACAUCCACAAGGAGUGAUUGAAGCAGCAAUGGCUGCUGCUCGAUCUGCCUACAAUUUGAUUGAUAUGGCAAGACACAGUGGUGAACAUCCUCGAAUUGGUGCUAUGGACGUUGUACCAUUUGUACCUGUUCAAAAUGCAACCAUGGCCGAUUGUAUUGAUAUAGCACGUGAAUUUGCUGAUCGUUUGGCUUUGGAAUUAAAUGUACCUGUUUAUUUAUAUGGUGAAGCACAAGAAAAAGAUUAUCGACGAGAAUUAUCACAAAUUCGUGAUGGUGAAUAUGAAGCACUUUAUAGCAAAAUUCGAAAACAUGAAUGGGCACCUGAUUAUGGCCCUAGUGAAUUUGUUCCAUCGUGGGGAGCAACUUGUGUUGGUGCUAGAAAAUUUUUAAUUGCUUACAAUAUAAAUAUAAUUGGUACUAAAGAACAAGCACAUCGCAUUGCAUUGAAUGUUCGCGAACAAGGACGAAGCAAAGAUGAACCUGGAAAAUUGAAAUGUAUUCGUGGCCUUGGUUGGUGGUUUGAAGAAGGCAACUUAGCACAAAUUUCUUUAAAUUUAACUGAUUUUGAAAUAACAAAUAUUCAUAUUGCAUAUAAUCAGUGUAUCGCUGAAGCUGAAAUGCUUAAUGUAGGUGUUUGCGGUUCACAAAUAGUUGGUCUUGUACCUUUGAAACCUCUUUUAAUGGCUGCUGAAUAUUUUAUGGAAAAAGAAAAUUUAUUUAUUCUUGAUGAAGAUCAAAAAAUUCGUUUAGUUAUUCAACGUUUAGGUUUAAAUUCUAUUGCACCUUUCAAUCCAAAAGAACGUAUUAUUGAAUAUAUUAUACGUGAACGUGAAGGUCAAGAUGAUAGUUUAGUUUCGAUGGAAUUAAAAGAUUUAAUUAAACAUAUCGGUGCAAGAACAUUAGUACCUGGUGGAAGUUGUGUUACAUCAUUGGUAGCUACACUGGGUGCAGCACUGGGUACUAUGUGUGCAUUACUUACGUAUGGAAUGAGAAAAUGGGAAUCAUUAGAAAAAGAAAUACGAAUUAUUAUUCCUUCAUUGCAUGCCGCAACAAAAACACUAAUGAAUACGUUAGAUACUGAUACCGAAGCUCUUAAUGCUUACUUAACAGUACAAAAAAUGGCAGAAAACAAUGAUGAAGAGAAACGUUUUAAAAAGAUCACAGAAAAUCGUUGUUUACAACGAUGUCUAGAUGUUUCAUUAGAUAUAGCUCGACAAAUUAAUGCUUUAUGGGAACCACUACAACGAUUAACACCAUUAUUUAAUAUUAGUACCAAAACAGAUUUUUUAGUUGGUAUUAAAUGCCUUGAAACAGCUGUAUACGGUGCAUGUAAACGUAUUGAAGUUUUCUCAUCAUCACUGUUAGACAGUAAUGAUGACAAUGAUUCCGAAGGAAAAAUGAUACAAACUAAUUAUAAAGAUGAAGCCAAUAAGUUACUUGAAACAGCUAGCAAAGAAGCACAAACUAUUUUAGCGUUAGCUGAAGCAAGAAACUAA